UGUAAAACAACCUUCUCAAUUGGUUGCUCUCUAAAAUAAGACUGCUUUCCUUUAAUUUGAAGCCUUCCCAAACUCUGCGACUUCUCCAUGAUCAUCUCAGCUUCAGACCAAACUUGCAGAAUCUGAGUCCACAAUCCUCCGGUCUGAAUUCUUCAGCUCAACCAGCUUCAUCUGUUUAACAUUUGGAGUCCACGAUCGUCUAGUCUGAGUUCUUCAGCUCAGCCAGCUUCAUCUGUUCACAGAUGGGAGCGUGCUUCAGCAAAAGCAAACACUCGGUGGCAACAAGAGAAAUCAAUGGCCACUCCUACCAGGAGCCAGCGCCGUCGCCGCCACAGUACCAGCCUCCUCCUCCUCCGCAGGCCCAACCGCAAGCGCAGCCACCACCGGCCUCCAAGGGCGUAGUCGCUCCCAACGCCAUCCUCGGGAAGCCCUUCGCGGACGUGAGGUCCUUGUACAGCCUCGGGAAGGAGCUCGGCCGUGGCCAGUUCGGCGUCACCUACCUCUGCACCGAAACCGCCACGGGCGCCCAGUACGCGUGCAAGUCCGUCUCCAAGCGGAAGCUGGCCACCAAGAGCGACCGCGAGGACAUCAAGAGGGAGAUCCAGAUCAUGCAGCACCUCACCGGGCAGGCCAACAUAGUGGAGUUCAAGGGGGCUUACGAGGACCGGAACUCGGUGAACCUGGUCAUGGAGCUGUGCGCCGGCGGCGAGCUGUUCGAUCGCAUCAUCGCCAAGGGGCACUACUCGGAGCGCGCGGCGGCGGCCAUUUGCCGCGCCAUAGUGAACGUGGUCAACAUCUGCCACUUCAUGGGGGUGAUGCAUCGAGAUCUGAAGCCAGAGAACUUCCUGCUCGCCACCAACGAGGAGGACGCCAUGCUCAAGGCCACCGACUUCGGCCUCUCGGUCUUCAUCGAAGAAGGCAAAGUGUACAAAGAUAUCGUGGGAAGCGCUUACUACAUUGCUCCUGAGGUCCUAAAGCAACGUUAUGGGAAGGAGAUAGACAUUUGGAGUGCAGGUGUUAUCCUCUACAUUCUUCUCAGUGGCGUGCCUCCAUUUUGGGCUGGUAAGUAUCAAGAUGAGACCCUCUCAAUCCUUCGGUCUUUGGUCUCUUCAUGGUUGAUGUCAUGGUUUCUUCUGUUGCACGCUGCUCCCCCAGAAACCGAAAGAGGAAUCUUUGAUGCUAUUUUGAAGGGAGAGAUCGACUUUGAGAGUGCGCCAUGGCCAUCUAUAUCGAGCAGCGCCAAAGACCUGGUCAUGAAGAUGCUGAAACAGGACCCCAAGAAAAGAAUCACUGCGGCUCAAGUUCUUCAGCACCCAUGGAUGGUAGAAGGUGGAGAGGCAUCAGACAAUCCUAUAGACAGCGCAGUGCUCUCGAGGAUGAAGCAGUUCAGGGCCAUGAACAAGAUGAAGAAGAUGGCGCUCAAGGUCAUUGCUGAGAACCUUUCGGAAGAAGAGAUCAAAGGGCUGAAGCAGAUGUUCACCAACAUGGACACGGACAAGAGUGGCACGAUCACAUACGAUGAGCUGAAGACAGGAUUGGCUCGCCUCGGCUCGAAGCUAUCAGAGGCUGAGAUAAAGCAGCUCAUGGAUGCUGCCGACGUGGAUGGGAAUGGAAGCAUCGAUUACAUCGAGUUCAUCACCGCCACGAUGCAUCGGCACAAACUGGAGAGGGAGGAGCAUCUGUAUCGAGCGUUUCAGUACUUCGAUAAGGACCGCAGCGGGUUCAUCACCAGAGAAGAACUGGAAUCAGCCAUGAAGCAACAUGGAGUGGGUGAUGCAGACACGAUCAAGGAAAUCAUAUCGGAAGUCGACGCAGAUCAUGAUGGAAGGAUCAACUACGAGGAGUUUUGCUCGAUGAUGAGGAGUGGGAUGCAGCAGCCAGUGCAGCUGGUGUAGUAGCUUCUUCCGGUACGAAUGAAUCAAGUGGUGCAGAAAUCAAGCUGUAGAUGUAUAGCUUGCAAUCAAUCAUCCUGUUCUGUUCUUCACAAUUGUUCUGUCAAUAUGGGCUUGGUUGGUCAUCUGCUCGAACAACAUAAGCCAUGUUGGACCAUGUUGUAUUCAGAGCUCUUAAAUAAGGCUUAAUGAAUCCACGAGCAGUAGCUCUUCAAAAUCUACAA
Molecule: messenger RNA, 2116 nt
Organism: Musa acuminata AAA Group (dessert banana)
Lineage: Eukaryota; Viridiplantae; Streptophyta; Magnoliopsida; Zingiberales; Musaceae
Product: calcium-dependent protein kinase 19
Exons: 9
Coding region: 243-1895 (550 amino acids)
Biological process (GO): intracellular signal transduction; protein autophosphorylation; peptidyl-serine phosphorylation
Cellular component (GO): cytoplasm; nucleus
Molecular function (GO): ATP binding; calcium/calmodulin-dependent protein kinase activity; calmodulin binding
Source: RefSeq, a predicted model, not a curated record